AUGAAAUUUUCUUUGAAAGUCGUUUUAGCGAUCCUUGCCAGUUGUUGUGUCUCACACUCCCAUGGUUAUGUCGAAGUUCCGGGUACUAGCCACUUGGGAGAGGGUGUGUGCCAAUCGACAGAUAGUACGGUCGGGGGUCUCGGUUCACAAAGUCCUGACUUUGCAGCAAAAUUCGAUCAAACCGCGCUUUCCUGCGAUGAGAUUUGCCGAGCCAACAACGACUCCGGUGGAUUGCGAGGAUUUACGCUUAAUGACGUAGGCAGUUGUUAUUGCCACUACGAUGAUGGCACAUCUCCCAAAGACUACCUUGGAACCUGUCCAGCGUCGUUUGAUGGUUGCGGAAACCAAAGUUCAGGGACUGGCGACCUGAAAGUGGGAGAUCCCAGCUCUGCUUAUGAUUGCUACGAAUACACUACUUUUCCUGUACCUGUUCCGUCCAAAAGCGAAAGCAAUGGCGAUCCUCAUUUUCGUACCUGGAAGAACGAGCACUUUGAGUUCCACGGACAGUGCGAUCUUGUCAUGACAAAGGUCAAGAACUUUGCCAGCAAGGAAGGCAUCGACCUCGAGAUCCACCUCCGUACGAACAUGGUUCGGUACUGGAGCUACAUCAAGACUGCCGCAAUUCGCAUCGGCAAUGAUAUCCUCGAGGUCGAAGGAUCCGUUGACAAGGAAGACGGCAUCGACAAGCGUCACUACCACAUCAACUUUGACCACCUUGGACCUCUCACCCAUCUUGGUGGCUACCCAGUCACCAUUAGCCCGCGCAACAACAAGUAUACCAUCGACCUUGACAAAGAUUAUCCAGCUCAAAGCAUCGAGAUCAAGACCUUCAAGGAGUUUGUGGGUGUCAAGAUCAUUGGUGCCACCGAGGAGUCCUUUGGAAAUGCCGUUGGUAUCACUGGUGAUUUCAACACUGGAAACACCUAUGCCCGUGAUGGCAGUACCGUCUUGCAUGAUUUCAACGAGCUUGGCCUCGAGUGGCAAGUCUUGCCAUCCGAUGGCAAAUUGUUCCAUGAGAUCGCCAAGCCUCAGUUUCCAGAGUUGUGCUACCUUCCGGAAGACCCCCGUGGAGACCGUGCUCGUCGCUUGGCCGAGUCGGAUAUCACCGAAGAAGCUGCCGAAGCUGCUUGUGCCGGCCUCAAGAAUGACUUCGAUCGCAAGGGAUGCGUCUAUGAUAUCUUGGCCACCCAAGAUAUGGACAUGGUCGGUGCCUACUAA
Molecule: messenger RNA, 1218 nt
Organism: Cylindrotheca closterium
Lineage: Eukaryota; Bacillariophyta; Bacillariophyceae; Bacillariales; Bacillariaceae
Source: the annotation of a GenBank genome assembly